GCCGCCGCUCUCUCCCUGCGAAGUGAACGCAGGGCGCCUUCUGGGGCGGGCGAGUGAGAACUGGGACUGGUCGCUGGUCCCGUUCCUGCUAAAGUGCUCCUAGGACGAGAUCAUAUUUUUCUAGAAAAACAAGAGGAGAAAAAAGUAUGCAGAACCUCUGAAAAGUGAGCUAUGCUGUCUUCUGAAGUUGGUCAAAAAGUAGGGCCAUGAAUCUGAAACGAAUAUAUGUAUCUGUACUGAUGUUUGGAGUAGCAGGUCUAAUUGUCUUCACAUAUCUACAAACCUGGAUUGAAGACCAACAUACAGGAUUUGAAGAAAAAAUACAACAGCAGACAAUUAAUCAGGAUUUCAGAAGCUAUUCUACAGAGGAAUCUGAAAAGCCAACAAAAAAAUGGAUUGUAGGAAGGUAUUUCCACAAAGACAGUAAAGCUUUGAUUGAGAGUGAAGAUUCUCAGGAGUCUAAUCUUUUUUUAGGAACAGAGGAUUCUUUGACCACUGACUUUUCUGAAGACCCUCAGAAGAUUCUUAAACAGCUCAAAGAAGUGAAAUUAUCAUCCACCAUGCGUCCUUUAAAUAAGUUCUUUGUUAGGGACAAUCACUGGAAAACCACUGGUGAGAUACAGGAGAGGCGGAGAAUUUUUCUUCAUGAUUUCUGCAAAAAACUUGUUAAUGUAAACAGAACCCAUACUCCUCUUGUGCGCAUGGUCUCUAGAAUAUACGUAGAAGAUAAAUACAAACUCUUGUAUUGUGAAGUUCCUAAAGCAGGCUGUUCCAACUGGAAAAGGACUCUGAUGGUACUCGGUGGCCUCGCAAAAUCUGCUACUAAUAUUUCCCAUGAUACUGUACAUUAUGGAGAUCAUUUAAAGAAACUAGAUAGUUAUGACUUAAAAGAUAUACGUAGGCGUUUAAGAACGUAUACCAAAAUUAUAUUUGUACGCGAUCCAAUGGAAAGAUUGGUGUCUGCUUUUCGGGAUAAGUUUGAACAUCCAAACAGUUACUACCAUCCUGUAUUUGGGAAGGCAAUUAUUAAGAAAUACAGACUCAAUGCAGAUAGAGAGGCUUUGACAACUGGCUCAGGAGUGAAAUUUAAAGAGUUUAUACAAUAUCUGUUAGAUCCCCAUCGGCCAGUAGGGAUGGAUACUCAUUGGGAGCAGAUCAACAAACUUUGUUAUCCUUGCAAUAUCAAUUAUAAUUUCAUCGGCAAAUUUGAAACUCUGGAACAAGAUGCCAAUUAUUUUUUGAGACUAAUAGAUGCUCCAGAUGAGCUGAUAUUUCCUCAUUUCAAAGACAGACAUUCCACUGACAGAAGAACUAAUUCAGAAGUUGUAAGGCAGUACUUGGCAGAAAUUCCUGCCACAGAGAGGCAGCAGGUUUAUGACUUUUAUGACCUCGAUUAUUUAAUGUUUAACUAUACUGUACCAUGAGUGGAAUCCUAAUUUGAUGUAAUGCAUAAUCAGUUUUACCUAUAACUUGUGAGAAAAAGUACAAUUUCUUAAAGGGAGAUGUUUUGAUUUGCUAAAAUUUUCAUAAAUUUAAGUGCCUAGUAUUUAGGAAACCGCAUAUUGCACUGGGAUGUCUGGGAGAAAAUUAAUUUCAUAUUAGAAAAUUUUAGAAUAUAAUGCAAUAUAACUAACACAAAUGGUAUUAAAACAAGUGUAUUUAUUCCAUUGCUGCAAAUGCAUUUUUCUACAUUCUAGGGAACAGCAAUUAAAAGCUGGAUUUAUAAAUCUGAGAGUAAAUCUUUUAUUAUCAAUCAAAUAAGGAAAUAUUAGAGAAGAGUGAAUAUGUGUGUUCUCAGAGAAACAUAUGCAAUGGUUCUACAUUAGCUUAUCUGUCUGGAAACCCCAUUUCUGUCUGGGCAGAUAGUGCCCAGAAAUAAUAUAUAUUGCACAUUCCAAUUUUCCUAAAACUACUUUCAGAAAAUAAAAUACCUAGUUUCACUACUGUAAGACAGUACUGUUUUAACAAACAGUUGCCCAUUGUACACAUCACAUAGUAAUUUUGACAACAAUCUGAAUAGACCUUUAACAUCUAUUUGUUUAGUAUCUAAAUUCUUCACACUUUCUAUUGUAUACACCCUUUGUUUGACAUCAGCUACUCCAAAUAUAAAUUGUUUACAAUAUUACUUAUUAACAUCCAUUCCAUUAUCUGGAACCCCUUUCUUCGGCAUCCUUGUGUUUAUUGCUGCAAGACCAGAUAAUUUUGCUUCUAUUUGUUUAGUAACCAUUUUAAGCAUUUUUAACUGUUCUCAAAUUAAUACCUCAUAAUAAAGUGUCCUGUAUUUCUU
Molecule: messenger RNA, 2287 nt
Organism: Python bivittatus (Burmese python)
Lineage: Eukaryota; Metazoa; Chordata; Lepidosauria; Squamata; Pythonidae
Source: RefSeq, a predicted model, not a curated record